Messenger RNA from Plasmodium gallinaceum, 669 nucleotides. RefSeq names its product GTP:AMP phosphotransferase, putative (gene GAK). Gene Ontology annotation, cellular component: cytoplasm; mitochondrion. Gene Ontology annotation, biological process: nucleobase-containing compound metabolic process. Gene Ontology annotation, molecular function: AMP kinase activity; ATP binding. Lineage: Eukaryota; Apicomplexa; Aconoidasida; Haemosporida; Plasmodiidae. The record is from RefSeq and is a predicted model, not a curated record. Bases 1 to 669 code for a protein of 222 amino acids. The transcript has a single exon.
AUGAAAAUUGUUUUCUUUGGUGCUCCAGGAGUUGGUAAAGGGACAUUUGCUGAAAUUUUAUCAAAAAAAGAAAAAAUAAAACAUAUUAACAUUGGAAAUAUUUUAAGAAAUGAAAUAAAAAAGGAAUCAAAUUUAGGUAAGGAAAUAAAAAAAAUAGUUAAAAGUGGAAAUUUAGUAGAAGAUAAUUUAAUUGUAAAUAUUGUCGAUGAAGAAAUCAAAAAUUCAUUAAAUAAAUACAAAGGAUUUAUAUUAGAUGGAUUUCCAAGAAAUAUUUUACAAAGUAAAGAGUUAAUUAAAAUUACAACUAUAGAUUUAUUUAUUAAUAUAUAUUUGCCUAAACAUAUAUUAAUAAAAAAAUUAUUAGGAAGAAGAUUAUGUAAUAUAUGUGAUAAUAAUUUUAAUGUUGCAAAUAUUCAAGAAAAUGAAUUUGAUAUGCCACCAAUUCUACCAUCAAAAGAAUGUAAUACUUGUAAUGGUAAUGCAAACUUAACUAAAAGAAGUGAUGAUAAUGAAGAAGUAAUUAAACAUAGGUUAAACUCAUAUGAAUCUAUAUAUUUACCUAUUAUUAAUUUUUUUAAAAAUAGUAAUUACACCAUAAUAGAUUUUGAACUAAAAAAGGGCAUAAAAGACUUUGACCGCUUAUAUAAUAUUAUUUUAAAAUAUUUUUAA